Molecule: messenger RNA, 1947 nt
Organism: Leishmania braziliensis MHOM/BR/75/M2904
Lineage: Eukaryota; Euglenozoa; Kinetoplastea; Trypanosomatida; Trypanosomatidae
Exons: 1
Coding region: 1-1947 (648 amino acids)
Biological process (GO): axonemal dynein complex assembly; cilium-dependent cell motility; regulation of cilium movement
Cellular component (GO): axoneme; axonemal dynein complex
Source: RefSeq, a predicted model, not a curated record
AUGGCUGAUGCAACGUUGCUGCAGGAGGAGCGUAUUGCCGCGCAGAGGGCACGCAUUCAAAGCAAACUGCAAGGGCACGCCGGUCAAAAUGAGUCCACCGUUGGAUCGUCGAGCGGCGCAUCCUCCCGCCCUGCUGUCGAGCAGAAAGUGUUAGACACUCGCCACGAAAUGUCGGGUGUGCACCACGCGAACGUUGCCGCCGUCACCAACGUUAGUGCUGCCGCCGAGGCGGCAGAGUCGCAGCGCCGUCAGCGUGUGCAGGAUGUGCAGCAGCGACUCGGACAAUUGCAGGAACGCAGCGAGGCCGACGCGCAACAGGGUGCGCUGAACUUACAUUUCGAGGCGCUCUACCGUCUUGCCGUCCCUCACGAGCUCCACGCAGCCCUCGAGGAGCAGCGCAAGGAGUGCGAGGCGUUCAUUGGCGUGAAGGAGAAACUCAUCUCGGAGCUGCGUGAGCAACUGCACCAGCGAGAAGAGGAGUACGUUGGUCUGCUCAAGAAGAACAAAGACGAGGUUGGCCGGCUUGUCGACACGAUGCGCACUAGCACGGAUGACUACCUGCAGCAGUAUAGAGCCAAGAUUCAGGACAUUGAGAAGACGUACGAGUUAGAGCGCAAGGCAUACUUAGACCAGUGCGCCGAGGAAGUGAAAGAGCUUGUCAGGACGAGGCGUGCAAGGGAGAUCGACUACCGCAAGCAACGUGAGCAGAAGCUGUCAGAUGCCCAGCAGGAGCUCGACGAGCGAUACGAGUCCGGCUAUGAGGACUUCAACAACGUGAAGCGCGAACAUCUGUCAGACGUGCACGCGUUGCGCGAGGAGCUCGAGAAAUCGAAGGCCGACUAUCUUCUCAACGGCGAACGUCUCACGUACAACUUGCAGGUGCUGCGGGAGCGCGUGAAGGAGAACCGUAGUGCACAGGCGAAGUACAAGAAAAAGAUCGUGCGGCUGCAGGAGACGCUCGCGACGCUGCUCGCACGCCAUCAGGACAUGGAGAAGCGGUUUCAGCGCACCAACAACGAGCUUACAAAGCAGCUGCACCGCUUGAACCAGCAGUACACCGACACCCAAGUCAAGUUCGCCAAAUUUGAGAGCAAGGAUAAGAUGAAGUACCGGCAGCUGUGGAAGCUUCACCACGACAAGUGCCAAAUCCUUGCGCAAGAGUGCUUACAGGCGGAUCGCGUUGUGUUUGAGGAGCUCCUGCAGAUGCCAUGGCAGCCGCCGGCAUUGCGCUACUGGCCUCGCGAGGAUAUGGGGGUCGAAGCGCAGAAGGACGAGCUGGACGAGCGGCCUGAAGAACCGCCGGAUGUCAAGUUGUCAGAGGCAGCGCAGAUGCUGUUCAGCAUUCUCAAGUCGCAGGCGCGGUUCUUAGUGGACAGCAACGUGCACGAUGCAAUCCAGUCUCUGCAAGGCACGACGCAGGAACAGGCAGACGUGGAGGGCAUUCUCACAACGUUGAGGCUCAACCGCACAAGCGACGUGGAGGACAUGCUGGAGUACUUUGUAGUGGAAAACGAGGACGAGACGGUCGCUCUCGUCAACCCACAAGAAGCACUCAAGGCUCUGCAGGCCUACCUUACUCACCGCGCUGCGGAGGAGGCGAAGGCAAUGGCGACGAAGGGUGCCGAGGUGAAGAGCGCAGCGGCCAGCGAGACGCGGACAGCCGAAAAAAGGCGUGCGGCAGAGAGGGAGUACUGGCGUAACAUGGCCGAAACGGUCCCGAAGGAUCACCUGCAGGUCUGGGAGACAUUGGAGGAUGGCCUCAGUCAGUACCUCGCGCAGCUCCAGCACCGAAAACAACUCAUCAGCGAUACCGACACGAUCCGUGCACAGAAUAAGGAGCUCAAAGGUCUGAUUCGCCAGUACAUGGACAGCUCCAUCAACUACGAGCUCUACACCCCACCUCGGCUUGUCACACAGGUCAUGUCCUAUCCCUCAGCGCAUCCCUAA